Messenger RNA from Lethenteron reissneri (Far Eastern brook lamprey), 3429 nucleotides. Its product is annotated as CUB and zona pellucida-like domain-containing protein 1. The record is from RefSeq and is a predicted model, not a curated record. Lineage: Eukaryota; Metazoa; Chordata; Hyperoartia; Petromyzontiformes; Petromyzontidae.
GGUGGUAUGACCGCGAUGACCCAUCUGGAAAUGGAGACUAUGAAACCCUGCAGCAACUGAGACAAGAAUAUCCUGGUGAAAUCUGCCUCUCUCCUUUAGCGUUAGAGGCGAUGACGCUGGACUGGACUCCUGCCGAUCAGACUGGGACAGGUCACCGUGAAUAGCACAACAGUCGGGUUUUAUUGCGUGAACAUUAGGCAAGUGGACAACGAAUGCCUGGACUACCAAGUCCGUUUCCUCUGCCAGGCAACCGAGUCGCCACAACUAAACUGCACGUCUCAAUAUCCUCGAGCUGAAGAUCCCACUGGAAAAACUGAGCUCACUCAACCUCUCACCGUUGGACGUCCACCUGGAGGACGCCUCGUGUCGUGGCUUCUUCACGCAGCAGUACCUGAUCCUGCACAGUGACCUGCAGUCCUGUGGCACCACGGCCGAGGUAUGCCGACCGGGACCCCGCGAUCUGAGAACUCCACACACACACACCUGAGUGUGAGGGAUGGAGGGGGCACGUGUGCUCUAUGUUGUUCUCCCUCUCCCCAAGGCCCACGGCGACACCAUCGUGUACUCGAACACGGCGUAUGGCUUCGUGUCGGGAACCACAGCCAAGAAACUGCGCAUCCCCAUUCACUGCUCCAUCGAUUCACAAGGGAAUGUCGUAGCGAGCUACUUGCCCAGAGUGCAUGACAAGUACAGCUCGGGCACCUUUGACCUGAGCAUGGUGCUCUACAUGGACCAGAGCUUCAGUCAGCCUAUCUACUCGUACCCAUUCGAGGUGGACCUCGGAGCCCCGAUCUACGCGGAGGUGCUUCUCAACUCCCCCACCAACGACCUGCUGCUGUUUUUGGAGACGUGCAGAGCCUCCCCCUUUACCGGUGCCGACGACAGCGACUCCUACUUCAUCAUUAGAAAUGGAUGUCAAGAGGAACCAUCCUACGUCAACUACUUCAGUGGCGACAACAAGAGGCAGCAUUUCAGCUUCCAGAGUGUGGAGUUCUCCAAUGGCUUCCAGGUCUACCUGGAGUGCUCUGUACACAUUUGUCACAUUUCCAACCGGAACUCGACAUGCCAGCGAGGGUGCGUGCGCGCCAAGCGGUCCGUGCGUGACCUCGUCAGCCGGGAGAAGCGUGCCGAGCACAACGUGGACCUGUCUCAGGGCCCCCUGCGGCUCCGCAAGUCAAGGCAGGCUUCUGGGGUGCUGAGCUCGCUGGCGGGCAUGGUGUACGCCUUGGCCGCCGCCCUGGCCAUCGCUGCCGUGUGCGUGGCCGCGGUGAACGUUUACCGCCACCGUGUCGCAGGGCCCGAGUAUCACCACGUCGUCACCAACGAUGAAUUCGCUACGUGAUGGACACGCUUUUUACACUUUACUACUUGCCAUCGCUACAUAGCCUCUUGCAUGAAUCGCUUAUGGAUUGUGUAAGUGAUUGAGUUUGUUUUAAAAGGGCUUUUACAAGGCUAAGGUGAAUUUUUCUUUAUCGGAACCGUGAGAUUAAUCAGCAAUGUGGAUACUGCAUGUGCUUUAUAUAUUUUUUAUGAACUGCAGUAAUGUUGAAAUUCGUUAAUUGAAUUAUUUACUUGUCGAAUAUCUUCAUACAGAAUAGAUACUGCAUUUUUAAAUGAAGACUAUUACAAUAGUUUACAUAUUUGGCACACGCAAUGAAGACGAUCUGUAUGCUCUUUGGUUCUUUCGGUAAAGUCACGUAGGGUAGAAACAAAAAUCACGACGUUUCGAUCGCAACACAAGCAACCGUCAUCAGUCAGAAAGGCACAGCAGCAGUUCUGUCUUUUUGCCUGAUGACAUCCACCCUAUGUCCUUCCUUGUUGAAGAGAUACGUAGAUGACACUUUCCUCAUUUGGCCACAUGGCCUGCAAGCAUUGAACCAAUUUCUCAACCACAUUAAUUCCAUGCACCCAUCCAUCAAAUUCACCAUGGAAGUGGAGAAGGAUGGUAAGCUACCAUUCCUGGAUGUUUUGUUUGAGAACAGACUUGACGGCUCGUUGGGACACUCUGUCUACAGGAAAUCCACCCACAUAAAUUCCUAUCUGAAAUCUGAUUCCCACCACCACCCGGCACAGAACAAUUCCCUCAUCAAAACACUACACCAUAGGGCCCACUACAUUUCUGAGCAACACCACCGAGCCAGUGAACUGGAACACGUACACCAGGCACUCAAGAUGAAUUGGUACUCGGAUCGCAUUAUUCGCAAAGCUGUUACUCCAACCAUGGAGAAACAGCCCUCUGAGAUGCCAAUCAAUACCAUCACGUUACCCUAUAUAGCAGGUGUUACCAAAAAUAUUUCCAAAAUCUUAAACGUACACAAGAUCCAGGUCCGAUUCAAUACAGUACACAAAAUCCGUGAUCUAACCCCAUCUGUGAAGGAUGUCAUUCCUGACAUGCAAUAUCCUGGAGUCUACAAAAUAAAUUGCACCUGUGGUGUGGCUGUUACAUUGGAGAAACGAAACGCCAUAUCUCGGACCGUGUUCGCGAACACAAAGCAGAUCUGAAACACGGCAGAACCAAUACCUCUGCCGUAGCUGACCAUUGUUAUAACGUUGUGGGCUCACAUCAUAUUGUUUUUUCCGAGACCGAGGUACUCUGCAAACAUUCGGGCUACUAUCAAAGGUUUGUUCAUGAAGCCAUCCAGAUAUAUAAACAUAGACAUAACUUCAACUGAGAAGAUGGAUACAAUUUGAGCAAUCAUUGUAAAUAUGUUUUAAACCAGGUAAAACCCUAACUGGUUUGUAUUGGUUGUCGUCUAUCAUAUCUGCCGGAUACUACUACACCACGCAGCGCUCGCCCUCCCCCUACCCCACGCCCCCACCCCUCCCUCUCCCCCCUUGCUCCUCCCCCUUUCUUACCUAUAUAACCUCUUACCACGGCAACUCUCUCUCCCACUUCGGCAAAAAAAAAUAUUGCUCUGGUUUUCCCACCUGAUGAUGAUUACUUGUGUUGCAAUCGAAACGUCGUGAUUUAAUUAAUUUUAUUUUAUAUCUACGUGACUUUACCGAAAGAACCAAAGAGUAUGGUUUCCUGCAGUCACGAAAACUUCAAUUCAAGACGAUCUAUAUGCUUUGAGAAUGAGAUCAUUAGUAUAAUUUAUGUGACUUUUGACUUCCAGGGCCUGAUUAAUACAUUUCUCACGUUUGUUAAAAACCUUAACUCAUUCCCGCAAACAUUUACUGUUUUCCUUCGUAGGAGCACAAUUGUGUAUUUGCAAAAAUCUAUCAAUGAUAAGAUGUUUUGCGUAAAAAUUGUCGAAGUCACAUUGCUGCUUCUGGUCAACGAAUUAUAUGAUGUAAUACUUUAUAACAUGAACCGGUAUAGCCAAAUGCAAAUGGAAUCGCAAAUGCAUUUUUGUAUGCUGACUUCAAAAUUUAAGGGCACCAUGGUCUUAUUUUUAAUGGUUGUUAUAAUGACUCAUUGAAAGACAA